AUUAGAACUGUUUCAAUUGUUUACACUAGGUUUAGAUAAAGUAUAACAUGUCACAAUGCAAGCCACUGUCAUUGCCCAACUUCUCAUGUCAAGAACCCUAAUAUAAAUAUACAUUUAUUGACUGUAACAUUCAUUACUUUAAAUUAAAACUGCCACGAAGUAAACAAUAGGCCUAUCCAAUUUUAAAAACAUCAACAAUAUUGUUACAGCUACAUUUAUAGUUUAAUUUAAAUAGCCUACUCAUAAGAAGUAAAUAAUGUUAUGUUUGUUUAUUAUUUUAAACAAAGAAAAAAAAAGUAGGCUAUAUUUGAGGUACGCAUUAAAAUUCAGGCCGAAAAGCAGCGCAUAAAUAUCCCAGAUAUUGCUGUAGGACCCUUAUCUGGCUGGAGUCAUGCUGGAUUAAGGGAAUUCACACAUAUCACCUUUGGGCCAUCCACACUUCAGUCGAGCACUGGCGCAGGACGCGUCAAUGGCCGCAUCCUAAUGGCCCGUCCCAGUAAACACGAGCUUUCUCACAUGUGUAUCUGGGACAACAAAAGAUUAGCAUUAUUCGCAAAUAUACAGCUGAGUUCAAAGGCACCGAGGGAGCAGACACUGUCUCUCUUCCUUCUUUUGUUUCAAAGGCGAGUUCACGAAAAGGAAAACAAGUUUAGAUUUAGGGCUAUAGCCUAUCAUUCCACGAUAUAGGCUCCUAUGUUCUUAUAAAACGAGCAUUUGGGUCAAUGUUUCAAUUAAAAUAAUUCUAAUAAUAAUAAUAAUAAUAAUACAGAUAGGCCUAUAUAAAAAUAAGAAAUGCAUUUAAACUAGGCUAUUUAAUAAUAACAGUAGGCUAGUCACAAUAAAAGGCAGAACAAGUAAGCCUAAAAGUGUGUAAAGUAGUCUAAAUAAAAAGCGAAAAACAAAGUCGCAGAUUUAAAAACAUUAAAUUAAUGAAUUAUUAUAGUCCAGUAUAAUAGCUUAAGUUGUGCUUAGUUUCUUAAUGAUGUCAUUUUAUUUUUUAUUUCAUUAUUAUUAUUUUACACAAAGGCCUGUAUCUUAAACAUUUUUCAGUGAGUGUAGACUUCCUUCAAGCACUUUAACACUUUGUAAUGUGCCACUAUGUAUGUCAAGAAUACUUUCCGUUUUGUGGCGACAAAUUAUCGGGCGCUAUUAGGGUGCGAUGGGCCUGGUCUCGCGCUCCGGGUCACGCCCCGUAACAGCAGGAGCUCAGUAUCGGGCCUUUAAAAAGGCUCCGGGCGCGUUAAAAGGGCAGAUUGAAACGUGCUGUCAAAGCAUCGUAACCCAACGGGAUUUGGUGAUUUCGGACUUUACUCAAGGUUUAUUUUAUCGGAAAUAUGUCUUCCUCAAGUCCCGAUCAGCGCCUGGACCACCUUCUGAGCGCCGUGGAGAGCGAGUUUCAGAAGGGCAGCGAGAAAGGCGACGCGUCCGAGCGGGAUAUUAAACUUUCCCUUGAAGACGCGGAGUUGUGGACCAAAUUUAAAGAACUUACCAAUGAAAUGAUUGUCACUAAGACUGGAAGGCGAAUGUUUCCCGUGCUCAGAGCCAGUGUCACCGGCCUGGACCCCAACGCAAUGUACUCGGUCCUGCUCGACUUCGUGGCGGCCGAUAAUAACCGGUGGAAAUAUGUGAACGGCGAAUGGGUGCCUGGCGGGAAACCCGAACCUCAGAGUCCGAGCUGCGUCUACAUCCAUCCAGACUCACCCAACUUCGGCGCGCACUGGAUGAAAGCGCCCGUCUCUUUCAGCAAAGUCAAACUCUCCAAUAAACUCAAUGGAGGAGGACAGAUUAUGUUGAACUCUUUGCACAAAUAUGAACCCAGGAUUCACAUAGUGAAAGUCGGUGGGAUUCAGAAAAUGAUCAGCAGUCAGUCUUUUCCUGAGACCCAGUUUAUUGCAGUCACAGCUUAUCAGAAUGAAGAGAUUACAGCUCUGAAGAUCAAGCACAACCCAUUUGCCAAAGCAUUCCUGGAUGCCAAAGAAAGAAGUGACCACAAGGAAGUCCCUGACCACAGCACUGACAAUCAGCAAUCUGGAUACUCACAACUUGGUGGCUGGUUCCUGCCCAGUAACGGACCUAUGGGCCCCAGCAGCAGCCCUCCUCAGUUCAGUGGGGCCCCUGUUCACUCCUCCGGCUCAUACUGUGAGAGAUACUCCAGCCUGAGGAACCACAGAGCCGCUCCGUAUCCCAGCCAUUACCCCCACCGCAGCACUACCACCAAUAACUACAUGGACAACUCUUCAGGAAGUCUUGCUUCUCAUGAUAGCUGGUCAGCCCUGCAGAUACCCAACUCCAGCGGCAUGGGCACCCUGGCCCACACCACCAACACUACCUCGAACACCAGCCAGUACCCAAGCUUGUGGUCCGUUGCGGGGACGACCCUCACCCCAUCGGGCUCAGCAUCAGGGUCCAUCACGGGCGGCCUGACGUCUCAGUUCCUGCGCGGUUCUUCGGUGUCCUAUUCUGGGCUGACCUCUUCUCUGCCCGUGUCCUCUCCCUCCUCUAUGUAUGAUCCAGGCCUGAGCGAGGUUGGUGUGGGAGAUGCCCAGUUUGAGAGCUCUAUCGCCAGGCUUACAGCAUCCUGGGCGCCGGUGGCACAGAGCUACUGAGUUCCAGAUGAAGCGCCUGCUUUAAUUCCAACUGAGACUCUGUGACUGAUGGUGCAAUAUGGGACUUGAUCUGAGGUGAAGAUCCUACAAAGGCUGGCCUACUUCCAGAGGAAAUCUAGAAGAGCUUCUCGCCGUUUUGACAAUCAGAAAACGGGUCCAUUUAAAAAAAAAUCACGCGUAUGAUAUUGUGGUAUGCGAUAACACAAUCAAGAUCGGAUAAAAGACAAUCACUUAAUCGUAGAGUAUCUAUAUUUACAAAAACCAUCAUCUGCCAAAAAAUGGGGCCAAUUAUGGUGUUUAUUCUUUAUUAUAUUAUCUAAAAGAUUAAUAAGACCAAAUCGUGCUGUUGACUCACUAAAAUGUAUAUGUGUGUAAAUAAAUAGAAAUUAACGACCAUUUUCAUUGUAUUACAGUAUGUAACUGUAACAGUCUUACCUGUGCUUUCUGUACAACAAGAGAAAGACAGACUUUGCUGUUUAGUUUAAAAUGGUGAAAACGGUUUUAAAAAAAAGUGACCCUGUAGUUAUGUCUGCAAUCCGUCCUAUAGAGAAAUCAUUUGUACAUAUCUAUCUAUUUGUAUUUGUUGGACUCUUUGUGAGUUUUAUUUAUGUCAUUUUAAUAAUAAAUUAAAUUUCUUUUUUUUCCCUGUCAAACACUUGCCAGUGGUCUUUACUUACUUAUUUGUCGUAUUAUUAACAUUUGGUUUAUUCAAAAGGGACUUUUACGCACAAAUCUUGACAUUGUAAGGAACAAAAAAUAACACACUGCUAUAAUU
This is a messenger RNA of Ctenopharyngodon idella (grass carp), 3381 nucleotides long. RefSeq names its product T-box transcription factor Ta (gene tbxta). Gene Ontology annotation, molecular function: RNA polymerase II cis-regulatory region sequence-specific DNA binding; DNA-binding transcription factor activity, RNA polymerase II-specific. The record is from RefSeq and is a predicted model, not a curated record. The coding region runs from base 1335 to 2606 and encodes 423 amino acids. The transcript is spliced from 8 exons. NCBI's taxonomy places the organism in Eukaryota, Metazoa, Chordata, Actinopteri, Cypriniformes, Xenocyprididae. Gene Ontology annotation, cellular component: nucleus. Gene Ontology annotation, biological process: regulation of transcription by RNA polymerase II; heart morphogenesis; mesoderm formation.